Molecule: messenger RNA, 2139 nt
Organism: Vidua macroura (Pin-tailed whydah)
Lineage: Eukaryota; Metazoa; Chordata; Aves; Passeriformes; Viduidae
Exons: 4
Coding region: 1-2139 (712 amino acids)
Source: RefSeq, a predicted model, not a curated record
AUGGAUGCUUCUCCCACCCUGGAUCAGCGGGAUCCUCCACUUUUCCCACCCCAGAUCAGCGGGAUCCUCCACCUGGCCACUGCCACCCUCUGCCACCCACUGCCACCCACUGCCACCAGGCCUGGCAGUGCCACCUGCUGCCACCCUCUGAAACCCUCUGUCACCUGCUGCCACCACUGCCACCCGGCCUGGCCACUGCCAUCCUCUGCCACUCUCUGUCACCUGCUGACACCUGGCCUGGCAGCCACUGCCACCCACUGCCACAUUCUGCCACCCACGGCCACUUUGCCACCUGCUGCCACCACUGCCACCAGGCCUGGCACAGCCACCCUCUGCCACCCGGCCUGGCCAGUGCCAUCCUCUGCCACCCGCUGUCACCAGGCCUGGCCACUGCCACCCAUUGCCAGCCUCCGUCAGCCACUGCCACCAAGUCUGGCCAGUACCAACCUCUGCCACCCUCUGCCACCCACUGCCACCCUCUGCCACCCACUGCCACCAGGCCUGGCCAGUGCCAUCCUCUGCCACUCUCUGUCACCGGCUGCCACCUGGCCUGGCAGCCACUGCCACCCACUGCCACAUUCUGCCACCCACGGCCACUUUGCCACCUGCUGCCACCACUGCCACCCGGCCUGGCAUGGCCACCCUCUGCCACCCGGCCUGGCCAGUGCCAUCCUCUGCCACCCGCUGUCACCAGGCCUGGCCACUGCCACCCAUUGCCAGCCUCUGUCAGCCACUGCCACCAAGUCUGGCCAGUACCAACCUCUGCCACCCGCUGUCACCCACUGCCACCCUCUGCCACCUGCUGCCACCAGGCCUGGCAGUGCCACCUGCUGCCACCCUCUGAAACCCUCUGUCACCUGCUGCCACCACUGCCACCAGGCCUGGCCAGUGCCAUCCUCUGCCACUCUCUGUCACCGGCUGCCACCUGGCCUGGCAGCCACUGCCACUCACUGCUACAUUCUGCCACCCACGGCCACUUUGCCACCUGCUGCCACCCACUGCCACCAGGCCUGGCACGGCCACCCUCUGCCACCCGGCCUGGCCAGUGCCAACCUCUGCCACACGCUGUCACCCACUGCCACCCUCUGUCACUUGCUGACACCCAACCUGGCCACUGCCAUCCUCUGCCACCCACUGCCACCCACUGCCACCAGGCCUGGCACGGCCACCCUCGCCACCCGGCCUGGCCAGUGCCAACCUCUGCCACACGCUGUCACCAGGCCUGGCCACUGCCACCCAUUGCCAGCCUCCGUCAGCCACUGCCACCAAGUCUGGCCAAACGGGCAGCGCGGCACCAAACGCGGCCAGCAUUCCCGCGAUAUUGAGAAUAUUCAGGAAUUAUCCCCCACGCGCGCCGGGCACAUCGCAGCCCCCCGCAACGCCGAGCCUCGGCCUCCAGCCCGCGGCCCCCGCCCGUCCCCGCCGCUCCCGGGGCCGGCCCCGCACCCGGGGGGCACCCACGGCCCGCGGCCCCCGCGCCCUCCCCGCCCCCGCGCGUCCCGCAGCAUCCCCCGCGCCGCCGCCCCCGAGCCCCGGGGGCCGCGCAUCGUGCGCCGGCCGCCUCCCCCGCCGCCGCCCCCGCGGUGCCUUCCCGGUACCUGCGGGGCUGCGGGCCCGAGCCACCAUCGCCGCGGCGGCCGCCGGCGGCGGAGCGGGGCGGGAGCGUUGCGGGAGCGUUGCGGGGCGGGGGCGGCGGCGGGGCCGGGCGGGGAGCGGCGCGCACGGCGGAUCCCCCGCGGGCUCGGCCCCCGCCGCCGGCAGCGGGGCUCAGUUUUAGGAGUCGCCAUGGCAACGGCCAGCCCGGUGCGCGCGGAAGGGGCGGGCGCACGGAAAACUUCGGCGGCUCCGCGGGGGUCCCGGUACCCCCCCCCCCCCCCCCCCCCGAGCUCCCGCCGCUUUCCCCCCCCUCCCCUUCCCCCCCGCCGGUUCUUGCGCAGCCGAUCCCGGACCCCCCGUUUCUCGCUGUCCCCCGGCACCCCCCCGGCCAGCGGGGUUCUCUCCCCCCCUCCCCACCCCGGGAUGAGCCGCGGGGGCGGGGGGGGCAGCGCCGACCCCCGCGCCGGGCGGCGAGAGCAGCGCCGCUCCCUCCCUCGGUGCCCCCCGAACCCCCCCGAACCCCGGGGCCGACCCGCCCGGUGA